Messenger RNA from Papilio machaon (common yellow swallowtail), 1250 nucleotides. RefSeq lists its product as uncharacterized. The coding region runs from base 33 to 1250 and encodes 405 amino acids. NCBI's taxonomy places the organism in Eukaryota, Metazoa, Arthropoda, Insecta, Lepidoptera, Papilionidae. The transcript is spliced from 2 exons. The record is from RefSeq and is a predicted model, not a curated record.
UAUUAAAUUGACGUUGAUAAAACUAUUAAAAAAUGCAAGUCGAAGAAAAAUACCAAGAUUUAGAUACAACAAAGAUUGUUUGCGUGACGCAAAAUGAACUUCCUUGUCAACUUCAAGCGGUCUUGAAAAAUAUAGCUCGUGAAGAAGGUUACUUAAACUAUAAGAUUCUCAGCAGAUCUAUAUCCACAGAAGGUGGUAACUAUAUGGCUACACUAUAUGAAGUAGACCUAAAAGGUAGAACUAAAGAUGGAGAAAAAGAAACGAAUAUGUUUAUAAAACGUGUCAUAUCUCAAGAACAUAUCAAAAUAAUCGACGUAUCCGAUAUUUAUUCAAAGGAACUAUUUUUCUAUAACGAUCUAAGUAAACUAUUUAUUAAACUAGAAACAGAAGCUGGUGUACCUUUAGAAGAAAGAUAUAAAUCAGUAAAGUCUUACAAUGAAAGCGACACUGAGGCAAUUAUAAUGGAAAAUCUUAGCAAAGAAGGUUUUACUACAUUGUACAGAAUGAAUGUAAUGCCUUUAAAGUUUGCAGAGCUAUCCGUGCAACAGCUAGCAAAGUUUCAUGCCUUAAGCUUCAUAAUUGAAAGAAAAAGACCAGAAUAUUUCGAAAAGAAAAUUAAAAGUUUAAAACAUUCAAUACAUUACGGCGAAGAUUUUGUAGAAUUUUGCAAUAAUAUGUACAAAUUUUCAUCAACCCAACUCAGCAAUGAAAUAAAGGCUAAAAUAGAGAGUAAAGCAGAGGAAUAUAUGAAAAAUUACUUAACAGGUCAUAAAACUGAAGUAAAAUGCCUUUGCCAUGGUGAUUACAGAAUGAAUAACAUACUAGUGAAAAUAACGGAGGGAGAAAUAACAGAUGUGAUACCAGUCGAUUAUCAAUUAAUAUACUACGGGUCGCCAAUAGUAGAUUUCUUAUUCUUCAUAUUUGGUUCUACUGAUAAAGAAUUCCGAAGAAACCAUUUCAACCAUCUCAAGGAUAUGUACCACGAAACAAUGGAACAGUACCUUAAGUAUUUUGACAUCGACAUAAACAUGGUAUACCCAAGAAAGAAAUUCGAGAUGGAUUUCGAAGAUAAUUUAGUGUUUGGUUUAGAAUUUUAUUUGUAUGUUGCACCUAUUAUAUUUACUUUGGAAGAUGAUGUGCCAGAUUUUAACAAAGUUGAUUUAUCAGAAGUAAAGGUGAAGUUAGACAGCAGGUACUAUGAAAGACUGCAAGGAAUCGUUGAUGAUAUGAUAGAGUGGGGCAAAUUGUAA